This is a messenger RNA of Rubroshorea leprosula, 804 nucleotides long. Lineage: Eukaryota; Viridiplantae; Streptophyta; Magnoliopsida; Malvales; Dipterocarpaceae. The record is from the annotation of a GenBank genome assembly.
AUGGCCAGGUGCCUUAACUUCUAACAAAAAUGCACACUUCCUCGUGAGUGGGUUUCUAGUCCAUCAUAUGUCACAUUCGGCCUCCGCAAUAGCUCCAAAAAUACUGCAGUUCAAAAUUAUAAAAAAAAAAAAAAGGCGCAUGGCUCCUAUUGUCUUAAAGUGAAAUGACAUAAAGGUUUAUGGUUGGGUUCCUAAAGCUAGAGGAAUUGGAAUUAUCUUGGGUCAAUGUUAUCACAAUAUGGCACAUUUCAAUAACACCUUCCUGUGUUGAGAAAUUGACAAAAUUGAUCAUUGAGGGCUGUGAUAAAUUGGAAUACUUAUUCUCAUCUUCUAUGGCUAAAGGUCUAGUUAUGCUUGGACACCUUGAAAUAAGGGAAUGCGAGAGAAUGAUAAAGGUUAUUCAUACAGAGAAUGAUGAUGAAAGGGGGAAUUUGAGGUUCCCUAAGUUGAACUUCUUAAUGAUAAAAGGUCUUCAAAACAUUAUCUCAUUCUGCUCAGGAAAUUAUGUCCUUGAAUUCACAUCACUGAAGCAACUUCAGAUAUUGAACUGCCCAAAUUUAAAGGCUAUGAGUAAAGAUGUAGCAGCUGAGACACAGAUGCUCUUCAAUGAACAGGUAAAAUUUCUUUAUUUCACUUUCAAUUUGACUCUAACUUAGGAACUAAUUGUCUUUAUCUUUUUACUCUUAAUUGCUUAUUGCAUUUUGUAAGUUUCUUUUCCCAACUUAGAAGGCAUGACUAUCCCAGUUGAAGGACAAUUAGAGACCAUAUGCACAGUGCAUACUUAAAUAAUUAAUAGUUAUAAUG